AAGCGCGCCAAAAUACGUGCAGAAAGGGACUCGGGUUCGCAAUGAUAGAUCAAAGAAAGUUGGUUAUUGUAUAAGUACGUGUUACAGAAAUUUGUAUCAAAAAUGCCAUUAAUAAAAAAACCUAUGCGAUAUGCACAUCCAGAAGGACAUACGGACGUUUGUUAUUUUACCGGUGAAAAGAAAGGCCUUAUUACUUGUGGAUCUGAUGGAGAUGUUCGAUCCUGGUUAAAUUUAAUGGAUGAUGAUCCAGCUGCAAGUUGUGUUUCAGAACAAUCUAUAUCAGUAAUAUCAAAGAAUGGAAAAAUAUUUGUUGGCAAUGACAACAAUACAGUACAAAUACUUAAUUAUCCAGAUCUCGAGAAAGAAGGGAUAGUUACUAGAUUCUCAGCCCCUGUAUCAGCAUUAGCAACAACAAAAAACAGCAAUAUUAUAGUAUCAGGAUCUUGUGAUAUGAGAAUACAAGUCACCAAUAUCACAACAUCACAUAACAUAGAGCUCUUAGGUCAUGAAGCUCCUAUAUUAGGUUUAUCCUUGGAUCCUAAAGAGGAGUUUGUGGCAUCAUCAAGUGCAGAUGGAUCAGUACGAGUAUGGAAUAUUAAAGAAAAACGUGUUGCGCAUAUUUGGAAUAACAUUGUACCCAAAUGCAACUCAUUUUUUACAGCAAAAGCUUACUGUAUGCCCUCGUUUCAAACUAAAGAUGGAAGUUGCCUUGCAUAUCCAUAUAUGAAAGAUGUAGUUGUAGUAGAAAGAUCUUCUUGGAAAGAAUUAUUUCAUUUGAAGUGUAUUAAUAUAAAAGCUGAUGUUAGUAUUUGUAAAUUUUCUGAAUGUGGUACAUUCCUAGCUGCGUGCACUGUAAAUGGAGAAAUAAUUGUUUGGAAUGUAAAAAGCAAAGGAUUGAUCGGCUAUAUGGAACACCAACAAAAUGCUAAAAUUACUUCGUUAUGCUGGAGUAUCGAUGAGCCGGAUGAAAUUGCAUUUUGUGAUUUUUUAGGCCAAUUAGGAUGCGUCGAUGUGAUAAUAUGUGAAUAUCCUGCAAGUAGUAUCGAAGAAAGUUUAGAAACAAAUGGAGAUGUUAAAGAUAAUGAAGUUUGUAUGCCAGAUGAAGAUGAUGAUGAUGGGGAAAAUGUUAUAUCAUUAAAUAAAAUUAAAGACUCUGUGCAUCUUGAAGAUGAUCAACAAAGUUAUUCUGAUACAGAAUCUGUAAAACCGCAAAAUGCAAAUGUCUUUGGUCCUGAAAUUCAUUUGCAACCACCAUUUCAACCUAGCUCCUCUCCACUACACUUGUUAUCUCGUUUCAUGGUUUGGAAUGAUACUGGUAUGGUGAGAUGUUUUACUUCUGAAGAUGGAAGCGAAUCUAGUAUUGAAGUUGAAUUUCAUGAUGUAACAAUCCACCGUAGUAUGCACAUUAGUAAUUAUUUAAGACAUACGAUAGCAGCUUUAUCACCACAAGCACUUGCAUUAAACUGUCCAACGAGUACUGAUACAAAAAGCAGGCUUGUUGUAAUAACAUUGCAAGGCUGGGGCUCCGGGAACAAGGAGUGGUUUGUAGAUCUCGCUGAAGAUGAGGAAGGACAUUGUAUUGCGUGCGGUGAUAACUUUGUAGCACUUUCAACAUCUAGGAGAAAUUUAAGACUUUUUACACCGGGAGGCACUCAACGCGAAAUCAUAGCUUUGCCCGGUCCUACAGUUGCAAUGAACGGACUUGGGAAUGCUUUGGUAAUUGCUUAUCAUAAUGGAAUAGGAGCAUCGGGCGAUCAAUGUAUGAGUUUAUUAUGGAUACAAAUUCAUAAACUAACUUUACAUAGUCGAACGCUAUCUCUUCCACUGUCACCUUUGUCCGAACUUAUGUGGUUAGGGCUUUCCGAUCUUGGAUCUCCCGUUGUAAUGGAUACUGAUGAUGUUAUCAAAGUGUAUAGUAAAAGCUCGUCUUUAUGGAAAGUUACCAAUAACAUAAAUGAACAGUCCAAGGGUAAAGCAGAUCAUUACUUCUUAAUUGGGAUAAACGAACAACAAAGUAUUCUUCGCUACGUUUUAUGUAAAGGAAGUCAUUAUCCGCCAACUACUCCACGUCCUGUAGUUGCGGAAGUAUCUUUAAUUCCGCCGCUUUGUGAACUCGAAAGCGAAAAGUCUAAAAACGAAUUAAAAUUAUGGAAAUUGAGAAGCGAUCCUUCGGAGGAAAAUGAAGCAGUGUUGGCUCUUUUCGCGCUUGCUUGUCGAAGUAAUUUGGAAUAUCGAGCGGUAGAACUGUGCGAACAAAUUGCAUCCGAGACAGUCAUAGAAUUGGCAAUCAAGUAUGCACGAAGAAUAAAUCAAGUAGCUUUGUCAAACAAAUUAGAAUCAAUUAUUGACGCAAAGGAAAAUGAAAAGGAGAAGGAAAAAGAAGACGAAGACACUAAUGUAGAUGAUAUCAAAAGUGACGACGAGUUUUUAAGUAAUGACAUCGAAGAACCCACGCUGUCGUUAAAUAUUCAGAAAAAGCCAGAUGUUGAGAUAAAGCCGUUAUCAAUGACCGAAGCUUUAUCAAUGAAAAGAAAUAAUCCAUUUUUGAAGAGUGGAAAUUCUCCAGCAUCAAAAGGAUUGGCUGGUUUAGAUAUUACCCCAGAUAAGUCGCAAAAGUUAACACCAAUUCCAGUAAAACCAAAGACAAAAGAUUCAAAAAGUGCAUUAAAAAGAGAGACAUUUAUUGGUUGGUACGCAAAGAACAAGAAAAGUUUACAGGAAGAAUUUCCCGAAUUAAGUUCCGCUGAUUUGACAAAAACGGCUUUAGCAAGAUACAAGGAAAAAAAUGCAGCUUCUCAAAACAGUAGCCCUUUGGAAUCGAAGAAAAGGAAGUUGAGUUCCGAGAAUGAGCAAAACAAUGAACCGAAACGAGCUUCGAGUAAACUACUCAGCUCGUUUGCAUUUACAAAAUAA
This is a messenger RNA of Colletes gigas, 2913 nucleotides long. It is a transcript of the gene Ctf4, whose product is annotated as WD repeat and HMG-box DNA-binding protein 1. The transcript is spliced from 13 exons. Gene Ontology annotation, molecular function: protein binding; chromatin binding. Bases 103 to 2913 code for a protein of 936 amino acids. Gene Ontology annotation, cellular component: nuclear replication fork. The record is from RefSeq and is a predicted model, not a curated record. Lineage: Eukaryota; Metazoa; Arthropoda; Insecta; Hymenoptera; Colletidae. Gene Ontology annotation, biological process: DNA repair; DNA-templated DNA replication; mitotic cell cycle.